AUGAUCACCGAGCAACGUCCCCUAGGCCUUUUGGAAAAGUACCAAAUCGCCAAGCUUCUUACAAAAUGCUAUGGCUCAGUGACAGCAGCCGCCUCGUUGCGACACAACAGCCCUGCACCUUGUGGUGAUGAUAAGCAAGCUAUCAAAAAGUUUUACCUGGAUCGACUGUAUCCCGCUGUAUCCCGUCUUGUUCAAAAGCAUCCCCAGCUCACUAUGAUUGUGCUCGAUGCUGAUAAGCCAAACGCUCGAUUUGCCACUUUAUCAUCCUUCAACCUUGCUGAUAUUGUGCAUGUGAAUUCCAACAUCAAGUUUUGGGAACAAGCUGUUAUCAAUGACAUUAUCUCUACCGAGGUUGACAAGGAAUUUGACACCAACAUUCAAACUACCCCUUUAUGGAGCCUGCGCAUUGAUACACACCCCGAACGUUCCCACGAGUGUGUCAUCUCUUUUACCCUACACCACGUGAUCGGUGAUGGCAAGACCAUGUCAUUAUUCUGGAAAGAGUUAUUGGAGCAGCUCAAGGAUGGUGAAGUGGUUGAUGGCAAUGAGUACAAAAUUGAUAUUGUGGAGCCCCACACAAUUAAACCUCCACAAGAACACCGCAACCCAGUGAUGCCUGAUGAGAUCAAACCACCAGGUACCAAGGAAGACGAGUUAGCCAUGUGGCAAGGAGACUAUGAAGCCAUCCGUGACAAGAAUACCCAAAAACAUGACACAGCUGUACGCACAAUCGUUGUGGAUGGUGAACAUUGGCCCAAGAUUGUAAAGACUUGUAAGCAACAUGGGGUCACUCCGCAUGCAGCAUUGAUGGUUGCUUGUGCUCUUGCAUUUGCUGAGUUGUAUCCGGAUCGAGUUGUGCGCACAAUGACACCUGUAAACACACGACCUCUUUGUGAUCCACCUGUACCUGAAGAUGAAAUGGGCAACUUUUUCGGUGUCUUUUUCCGUUUCUGGCGACCUGGAUUUUCAAAUGGCAAAUCUUUUUGGGAGCUUGCAAUCGAAUACCAAGCACGUGUACGCGAGCAAAAGGCUGAUGCAGCUGCAUUUGCUGACAAAGUCCUUGGUCCUCUCAAAAACUACCCUGAAGAUUUUAACGACUACUGGUAUUCCAAUUGGGAAAAGUAUCCUAUGGGGCGAGCAGGUGGUAUUGGUGUAUCUGAUUUGGGUCUCAUAUCUACAAAAAACGUAACAACCACCGAAUGGCAGCUUCAAGAAAUCUUCUUCAAUCAAAGCACACAUAUGUACACUAUUGCAUUGGCUGUCAACACCAUUAGUACAGCAACUGCUAUGCAAGCUUGUAUCUCAUGGCAACGCAACACCUUGGAUAUUUCAAAAGCCGAUCGAUAUGGCUCUUUGAUAGCUAAAUACCUUAUUCAAUGCAUAGAUCAAUAA
Molecule: messenger RNA, 1392 nt
Organism: Lichtheimia ornata
Lineage: Eukaryota; Fungi; Mucoromycota; Mucoromycetes; Mucorales; Lichtheimiaceae
Exons: 1
Coding region: 1-1392 (463 amino acids)
Source: RefSeq, a predicted model, not a curated record